AUGAUCGGUGUCUCCGGGCUCCGAAGAGGAGCGAAGCUGUCUAUUCAUUUCCCACCGUGUGGCAUUGAAAUCAAAACAACCAGCCCCAUGACCACAGAUUGGGUGUGAACGAGGGCGCAACAUCAGGACAGAAUGUCUCUCCUGCUCAUUGUUUUAAUAGCACUUCUUCUGCUCCUGAUACUAUCUGUCCUACUCUUCAGGUAAGAAGACAUGCCUUAACAUGGGGAAAGAACACUUAUACAUAAAAUUCCUGUCCAAUAUAGCUUCAUUCUGUUGCCAAAGCAACUCUUGCUAAUUCAUCAAAUACUGCAGCAGUGCCCUUUUCUGAACGUAUCUAUGCAUACCUUUAAUUUGGAAUACCUGAUUCUUUCUACCUCUGAAAAUCACUAUUCAUGUGACUUGAGAAAUGUAGAGAACCCACUAAAUGAUCUAAUGGAAAUGACUUGGGCUAUCAGUCAACUGAACUGCUGAAGCUUUGCUGCAAGAGUUGGCUAAAACAAUGGCCUGUCUUUGUGCACUAACACACAGUGCCAGCUUGUCCUUUGAUGGAACUCAAUAUGACAGGCAAUCAAAUGCACACAGCUCUGUUGAUGGAGAAGUGAGAGAAAAGAUUAGUCAUCGCUUAUAGGUGGCACACUAAUGAUGGGAGCAUCCCAAAAUGACACUAUUCCCUAUGUGGUGCACUCCUUUUGACCAGGGCCCAUAUCAAAAGUGUGCUAUAUAGGAAAUAGGGUGCCAUUUGAUGGUAUGUUCUCUCUGCUUGUUUUCAGAUGGUUCAUAUGCAGCCUGGCGGUACAGUUCUUCCACAACACACUGAACGCUGAGCUGAAGAUCAAAUCAGUGGGGCUCUUUUCAGUGCGUGGAAUUAGUAUCCAGUUUCAGCCCCAGCACACACUGGUAGGUGACACCUCUGAGAAGCUUUGUUCACAUGACAUUUACGCAGUGCGUGUGGCUUAUGAAAUUAUAUUUAGGGAUGUGCAUAUUUCCGAUACAUGGGCUCCAAUACGAUACAGGAACUAUACGUUUUAGUUUGAAAUGAUUCGGUUUGAUGCGUUACGAUUCGACAUACUAACAUUUGUUGCAUAAACACAUACAUUUUCCAUUCUAAAUUAAAAUCUGCUGCUGAUGGAGCUCAUGAGCUGGAUCUGUCUGAGCUGGAUCUGUCUGAGCUGGAUCUGUCUGAGCUGGGCCUCUCUGAGCUGGGCCUCUCUGAGCUGGGCCUCUCUGAGCUGGGCCUCUCUGAGCUGGGCCUCUCUGAGCUGUGCCUCUCUGAGCUGGAUCUGUCUGAGCUGACGCGUGUGUGUGUGUACUAUGUAGGCACCCGAGCUGAGCCAUAAGGGAGACUAGGCUUCUACCACACCACUAUCAGAUUAGGGGGGGCAAUGUAGCCUAUGAUAAAAAAUAAAUGGAAUGGAGCUAAGCACAGACAAAAUCCUAGAGGAAAACCUGGUUCAGUCUGCUUUCCACCAGACACUGGGAGAUGCAUUCACCUUUCAGCAAGACAAUAACCUAAAACACAAGGCCAAAUCUACACAGGAGUUGCUUACCAGGAGCACAGUGAAUGUUCCUGAGUGGCCGAGUUACAGUUUUGACUUAAAUCUACUUGAAAAUCUAUGGCAAAACCUGAAAAUGAUUGUCUAGCAAUGAUCAACAAUCAAUUUGACAGAGCUUGAAGAAUUUUGAAAAAAAUAAUGGGCAAAUGUUGCACAAUCCAGAUGUGGAAAGCUCUUAGACUUACCCAGAAAGACUCACAGCUGUAAUCGCUGUCAAAGGUGCUUCUACAAAGUAUUGACUCAGGGGUGUGAAUACUAAAGUAACUGAGAUAAUAAUGCAUUACAUUUUCAAUAAAAUUGCUAAACUGUCUAAAAACAUGUUUUCACUUUGUCAUUAUGGGGUAUUGUGUGUAGAUGGGUGAGAGAAAAAAAAAUAUUUAAUCCAUUUCGAAUUCAGGCUGUAACACAACAAAAUGUGGAAUAAGUCAAGCGGUUUCUGAAGGCACUGUAUGGCACAAUUUUGGAUUUCACCUACAUCUCAAAAUCAAAUGGUUUUGACCGUUUACGGAGUGAUCUUCUCUUCUCCUCUCGCUUUGGCCAUGCAGUGCACCUCGCAAAAGUGAUUGCUGUCAUUGUUAUGAAAUUAUCAACUUUACCCUGUAUAUCUAAAAAUGACCAUAUACACUGAUUGUUUAAAGGAAAACUAUUGCUGAUGGUGAACCUGCACAAUCAAAAUAGAAUGUAUUGUAAGCCCCAUUCAGCAGCAAAUGGAGGGAGGACAAUUCUUUUUUUAUGAGCAUGGCCUUAUUGCUAUUACAGCAUAUUGGAUGACUCAUUCAUAUUCCAUUCACCCAGCUCAAUGUAACAUCAAUAAGUUUAGGCUACUACAUGAUACUAGAAUUUUCCCUAUACCCAUCAUGCGGUUGCUGCAACCUAGCAAAUAAAUUAAAGUUUACAACAUACAGUGAGGGGAAAAAAGUAUUUGAUCCCUUGCUGAUUUUGUACGUUUGCCCACUGACAAAGAAAUUAUCAGUCUAUAAUUUUAAUGGUAGGUUUAUUUGAACAGUGAAAGACAGAAUAACAACAAAAAAAUCCAGAAAAACGCAUGUAAAAUUUUUUAUGAAUUGAUUUGCAUUUUAAUGUGGGAAAUAAGUAUUUGACACCCUCUCAAUCAGAAAUAUUUCUGGCUCCCAGGUGUCUUUUAUACAGGUAACGAGCUGAGAUUAGGAGCACACUCUUAAAGGGAGUGCUCCUAAUCUCAGCUUGUUACCUGUAUAAAAGACACCUGUCCACAGAAGCAAUCAAUCAAUCAGAUUCCAAACUCUCCACCAUGGCCAAGACCAAAGAGCUCUCCAAGGAUGUCAGGGACAAGAUUGUAGACCUACACAAGGCUGGAAUGGGCUACAAGACCAUCGCCAAGCAGCUUGGUGAGAAGGUAACAACAGUUGGUGCGAUUAUUCGCAAAUGGAAGAAACACAAAAUAACUGUCAAUCUCCCUCGGCCUGGGGCUCCAUGCAAGAUCUCACCUCGUGGAGUUGCAAUGAUUAUGAGAACGGUGAGGAAUCAGCCCAGAACUACACGGGAGGAUCUUGUCAAUGAUCUCAAGGCAGCUGGGACCAUAGUCACCAAGAAAACAAUUGGUAACACACUACGCCGUGAAGGACUGAAAUCCUGCAGCGCCAGCAAGGUCCCCCUGCUCAAGAAAGCACAUACACAGGGCCGUCAAGUCUUUGAGUAGGCUAAACUAGCUAGCUGCAUUCGCUAGCUAAGUAAGUUAAAGUGAGAAACAACAAAUACAAUGAAAUAUAGCUAGCUAGCUUUCUCUCACUCUCGCUUCUCCUUCAUUUUUGAAUAAAUUAAUUUAUUCAACUAUUGUCUUUCUCUCUUUGAUUCAACUACUCACCAUAUUUUAUGCACUGCAGUGCUAGCUAGCUGUAGCUUAUGCGUUCAGUACUAGAUUAAUUCUCUGAUCCUUUAAUUGGGUGGACAACAUUUUAGUUCAUGUUGCAAGAGCUGUGACGACAUCACAGCACCAAUUUGCCUUGCACAGAUGCGAUCCCAGACGUAGCGUUUCCGCCUCCUCUCACGCCGCACACCCCCUUCCCUUGUGCUGCUCUGCCUGUGACUUCUGUAAAAGGCGCUACAUGGUCAAUCCGUCGUUUGCAUUGGCCGUGCAACAUUUACGGUGAUAUGGCCUCUGCAGAGUUCAGGGCAUUCAUACUGCUUGCGCAUUGCAGAGCAGCGCAGAGCUGUUGUGAAGGAAAUUGUCAAGGAAGUGAGCUUGUGUUUAUACAGGACCUCCCACCCUCACCUACCGUCAACCAAUCAUGGUAAUGCGGAGCUUUACGGAGCCCUCCGCAUUGUAAAAAAAUUAGAGAGACGAACGGUGAUGUGGUACGGAGCUCAAUUUGGCCUCUGCAUGCCUCCAGAGGCUCCGCAAUUGCAUCACACCAUCCAUACAGCGCCUUGACCACAUUUUACGGAUCAACCAUAAGUUGGCUUUUACACAGACAGCUUCUCACACUCGUUUGAGGCAGAAGUUAGUGGGAAAAGUCGCUAAAUGCUAUCAAAACCAAAGGCAGCCUGAAAAGUAGCUGAAUUUGUUGCUAUCCUCUUUUACCAAUAAAGGCCGCUCGAGAGGGUCUGAAAACUCGCUAAAUAUAGCGACAAAGUUGCUAAAUUGGCAAAAAGAACAAGCCAAGAGGUCGAAGGAAUUGUCCGUAGAGCUCCGAGACAGGAUUGUGUCGAGGCACAGAUCUGGGGAAGGGUACCAAAAAAUGUCUGCUGCAUUGAAGGUCCCCAAAAACACAGUGGCCUCCAUCAUUCUUAAAUGAAAGAAGUUUGGAACCACCAAGACUCUUCCUAGAGCUAGCCACCUGGCCAAACUGAGCAAUCGGGGGAGAAGGGCCUUGGUCAGGGAGGUGACCAAGAACCCGAUGGUCACUCUGACAGAGCUCCAGAGUUCCUCAGUGGAGAUGGGAGAAAGUUCCAAAAGGACAACCAACUCUGCAGCACUCCACCAAUCAGGCCUUUAUGGUAGAGUGGCCAGACGGAAGCCACUCUUCAGUAAAAGGCACAUGACAGCCCACUUGGAUUUUGCCAAAAGUCACCUAAAGGACUCUCAGACCAAGAUUGAACUCAUGUCUGGAGGAAACCAAGCACUGCUGAUCACCUGGCCAAUACCAUCCCUACGGUGAAGCAUGGUGGUGGCAGCAUCAUGCUGUGGGGAUGUUUUUCAGAGGUAGGGACUGGGAGACUAGUCAGGAUUGAGGGAAAGAUGAACGGAGCAAAGUACAGAGAGAUCCUUGAUGAAAACCUGCUCCAGAGCACUUAGGACCUCAGACUUAGGCAAAGGUUCACCUUCCAACAGGACAACGACCCUAAGCACACAGCCAAGACAACCAGGAGUGGCUUCGGGACAAGUCUCUGAAUGUCCUUGAGUGGCCCAGCCAGAGUCCGGACUUGAACCUUAUCGAACAUCUCUGGAGAGACCUGAAAAUGGCUGUGCAGCGUCGCUCCCCAUCCAACCUGACAGAGCUUGAGAGGAUCUGCUGAGAAGAAUGGGAGAAACCCCCCAAAUACAGGUGUACCAAGCUUGUAGCGUCAUACCCAAGAAGACUCUAGGCUGUAAUUGCUGCCAAAGGUGCUUCAACAAAGUACUGAGUGAAGGGUCUGAAUACUUACAGUUGAAGUCGGAGUUUACAGACAACUUAGCCAAAUACAUUUAAACUCAGUUUUUCACAAUUCCUGACAUCUAAUCCUAGUAAAAAGUCCCUGUCUUAGGUCAGUUAGGAUCACCACUUUAUUUUAAGAAUGUUAAAUGUCAGAAUAAUAGUAGAGAGAAUGAUUUAUUUAUUUCAGCUUUUAUUUCUUUCAUCACAUUCCCAGUGGGUCAGAAAUUUACAUACACUCAAUUAGUAUUUGGUAGCAUUGCCUUUAAAUUGUUUAACUUGGGUCAAAUGUUUCGGGUAGCCUUCCACAAGCUUCCCACAAUAAGUUGGGUAAAUUUUGGCCCAUUCCUCCUGACAGAGCUGGUGUAACUGAGUCAGGUUUGUAGGCCUCCUUGCUCGCACACGCCUUUUCAGUUCUGCCCACACAUUUUCUAUAGGAUUGAGGUCAGGGCUUUGUGAUGGCCACUCCAAUAUCUUGACUUUGUGGUCCUUAAGCCAUUUUGCCACAACUUUGGAAGUAUGCUUGGGGUCAUUGUCCAUUUGGAAGACCCAUUUGUGACCAAGCUUUAACUUCCUGACUGAUGUCUUGAGAUGUUGCUUCAAUAUAUCCACAUCAUUUUCCUUCCUCAUGAUGCCAUCUAUUUUGUGAAGUGCACCAGUCCCUCCUGCAGCAAAGCACCCCCACAGCAUGAUGCUGCCACCCCGUGCUUCACGGUUGGGAUUACAUUUACAUUUUAGUCAUUUAGCAGACGCUCUUAUCCAGAGCGAUGGUGUUCUUCGCCUGACAAGCCACCCCCUUUUUCCUUGAACAUAACGAUGGUCAUUAUGGCCAUACAGUUCUAUUUUUGUUUCAUCAGACCAGAGGACAUUUCUCCAAAAAGUACGAUCUUUGUCCCCAUGUGCAGUUGCAAACCGUAGUCUGGCUUUUUUAUGGCGGUUUUGGAGCAGUGGCUUCUUCCUUGCUGAGCGGCCUUUCAGGUUAUGUCGAUAUAGGACUCGUUUUACUGUGGAUAUAGAUACUUUUGUACCUGUUUCCUCCAGCAUCUUCACAAGGUCCUUUGCUGUUGUUCUGGGAUUGAUUUGCACUUUUCGCACCAAAGUACGUUCAUCUGUAGGAGACAGAACGCGUCUCCUUCCUGAGCGGUAUGACGGCUGUGUGGUCCCAUGGUGUUUAUACUUGCGUACUAUUGUUUGUACAGAUGAACGUGGUACCUUCAGGCGUUUGGAAAUUGCUUCCAAGGAUGAACCAUACUUGUGGAGGUCUACAAUUCUUUUUCUGAGGUCUUGGCUGAUUUCUGGAUUUUCCCAUGAUGUCAAGCAAAGAGUUUGAAGGUAGGCCUUGAAAUACAUCCACAGAUACACCUCCAAUUGACUCAAAUUAUGUCAAUUAGCCUAUCAGAAGCUUCUAAAGCCAUGACAUCAUUUUCUGGAAUUUUCCAAGCUGUUUGAAGGCACAGUCAACUUAGUGUAUGUAAACUUCUGACGCACUGGAAUUGUGAUACAGUGAAAUAAUCUGUCUGUAAACAAUUGUUGGAAAAAUGACUUGUGUUAUGCACAAAGUAGAUGUCCUAAUCGACUUGCCAAAACUAUAGUUUGUUAACAAGAAAUUUGUGGAGUGGUUGAAAAAUUAGUUUUAAUGACUCCAACCUAAGUGUAAACUUCCAACUUCAACUGUAUGUAAAUGUAAUAUUUAAUUUUUUAUAUAUAUAUAUAUAUAUAUAUAUAUAUAUAUAUGCAAACAUUUCUAAAAACCUGUUUUUGGUUUGUCAUUAUGGGGUAUUGCGCGAUUGAGGGGGGGGAAAAAAACAUUUAAUCCAUUUUAGAAUAAGGCUGUAACGUAACAAUGUGGAAAAAGUGAAGGGGUCUGAAUACUUUCUGAAUGCACUGUAUUUUCAAAAGGUAGGAAUAAUGUAAUAUGAGCAAAACGUUUUUGUGAACCGGCAAUUUGUAACGUUUGAAUCGAUUUUCUGACUGAUGCAUGCUAUUGGUUUGGGGUCCGCGCACCGAUGCACUUGCAUCUUAAACAUUUGAAUCGGGGACCGAUGCGUAUUGGUGAAUCGUUACAUCCCUAGAAAUCAUGUUUCUCUGUCUUCAUUGGGAAGGGUAUUUAUUUGUGUAUUGUCUCUAGGUCACACAUUGUAGAUUAAAAAACAACCUUUUUCAGCUCGUGUAAGACUACAAUUCAGUUGUAAACCAGGUGCAUUUCUCCUUGUUUUUAUUGCAGGAAAUAGACAGAAUAUGGAUUUCAAGCAAACUUUUAAACCAGAACCUGCCGUGAGUGUUUUAAAGACAUGUUUAUACAAUCUUAUGCCCUCAUGUCUCAUAACUUAAUUGCAUAUCUCUCAGCCUUCUUAGCCUUUAAAGGAAAGGGCUCGUGAAUCAUUCAACAGUACGAGGUUGUGAACUCUGUUUGUUUCUCAGGAGGUGCCUGGCGUUGUGUGUGGGCAAGACCAGAGUGAGAGUGGACCUGCAGCAGCCUCUGAGACCUCGGGCGCUUAAGAGCUUUGAUGGAGGAGAGUCAGGGAAGGUUCCCCUUAGCCCCGCAGCCCUGCGAUUCCUCUCCCAGGUAGGGACCAACACGCAACUGUUUAUAUAAGAAUGCUACUCACUAAAUGAUUCAUGAAAAACAGUGCUCUCAACCCACUCAGCUGCUGUCUGUCUCUGCUCUCAGCUGCUGUCCUUCCAUAUUGACUCCAUCAACGUGAUGGUGUUAAACCUAGCCCUGUCAGAGUCUCUAUGGCACAUGACCACCUCAAGUAUCGACCUACUGCUCGACCACCAGGGCAAAAGGUAUUACACCUCCACACACUGUAACUUCAUCUAAACAGUUCAGUCAUUUUAGCUUAGCCUGACUAUUUAAAUGUUCAUAACUUUCAUAACAGGUUGGCCUGGGACUUUUCUGUGGGCCAGCUAAGCAGUAAAGUGCUUAAAAGCAGUCGAUUGGUAAGUGGAGUUUCUUCCCAUGUAAACAUAGCAAUCUUUUGAGUGGGUCUCUUUAAAGAAGAGUAACUACACAGAAUGUAUUUCACUGCAUUGUCCCAACUCACUGUGUGCUGUGCUCAGCAGGAUACCUGUCUGGCGGAGGUGUCCCUGAGCCUGGUGCUGUCUGGGGAUGUCAGCCUGCCAGAGGUGCGUCCAGGCCGACUGGCCCUGUGUGUGAGAACACUGCUGGCUGAGAUGCAUGAGGGCCUGUUUCUCAGCCAGCUACUGCUUCCACCAACUCCUCUGGAGAGCACUCUCUCUACAGACGGUGAGAAAGUGCAAUGUGUUGCGUCCCAAUGGCACCAUUUCCCUAUAUAGUGCACUACUUUUAACAAGGAUGGCACCCUAUUCCCUACAUAGUCCACUACUUUAGGGAAAAAUGUGCCAUUUGAGACUCAGACAUGGUGUUAUUGUAUGGCUGCUGUGAGGUGAUUUUGAGAACCAUUCGGAGAUACAUUAUUUACAACCAUUUCUCUCUGUUGUAAUUUUCUUCUAGAUUAUGAAAAGGACGAGUAUGUCCAGACUGAAGCAGUGGAGCAGUUUCAUCAGCUGGUGCCCCAUAAGGUCAAUGUGGAGUUUGAGAAUACUAGUAUAACCCUGUCCAUGCACAGCCAUAAAAGGUGAGUCAUAGUUAGUAUGAAUUAUAUUUUUUGGGUUGGUUUGUCUUUCUGUUAUUCUAUUUUCUUCUUCCUCUGACUGUAUAUCUGAAUCAUCCAGACACUUGAACUGGACCCUAAAGUCUCUGAAGGUGGGAUACGGACGUGAGGACGAGCAGCUGCCCCUCAGGAGCUUCACCCCUGAGAUGAGCUUCCCUCAGAGCAACCUGGAGCUACUUCUGGAGGGUGAGUGGAGAGCUGGGCGCUGGGCACCAGAAAUAUGUUAGUCACAAAUGGCAAUCUAUUCCUUACAUAGUGCACUAUAUAGGGAAUAGGUUGUCAUUUGGGACGUAGACAUAGAGGAGGAGGGGAAGAGAGGGUCUGGGAGGGUGGAAAAUAACCAUUCCUUGUUUUUGUAUCAACAGAUGGGCUUCUCCUCUCCCAGAGCAGACAGAGAAUCCUUUGCCUCAACACCCUCAGGACUGUCUUGCAGGUGAGUGGUGUGCUUCGAUUUUUGAUUGAUAUGGUUACUAGUUUUCAUAGUUGCACUGCAUCAUCAAAGCUCUUUGCAAAUAUGCUUGACGUUUGACCUCUUGUAAGAAAUAUAAUAUUUGUUCUGAAGUCUCUAGCUUAUCUCCAACUCAUGUCCCCAGGCGACAUCAGUGGAUAUUUCAGGGUCAGUCACAGUCAACACCUGCAUCAUCCACUACCGUCACCAGGAGUUCUCCCAUUGGCUAGACCUGUUUCCAUGGGAACAGCUUAUUCAUAGGAAAGCAGCUCAUAGAAAGAGGUAUAAGCAUUUUCAACUGACAAACCAGACUGGAGAAUGCCAAACACACCAGUUGAUUGCUUGAAACGGAUGUAAAGACAAUAUCCAACAACAUACAUUACUAACCUGGCUCUAUAGCAUGGUUUCUUUUGAAAUUGAGCACAACUGAAAUCAACUAACACUCUAAUCCUCUCCUGUCUUCAUCCUCAUGUUUAUGUUGUGUCUGGUGGUGUAUUGUGGUGUGUGGUGGUGUAUUGUGGUGUGAUGUGUAGUCCAGUGGAGUAUUUUCAUACCCUCCCGUCCUACAGGAACUUCCCCCACCUGGACGCCCCAGUGAUGAUCAGCUCCUCUGUGUCCAAUGUCAACGUGUCUGUCCAGCUGGGAGACACUCCUCCCUUCGCCCUGGGCUUCAUCUCAGUCAGCACAGGUACAGCACAACACAAACACACACUCACACAGGGCAUGGUCAACAUAUACUUCCGUUGCAUUAAAGGUUAGUCUUGCCUUGAGAGGAAUGACAUGAAUGCUAAUGGUCAGCAGUGGGUGUUUCUCUUCAGUUCAUUCUGCUUUCAACAUUGCAGUAGUUUCAGGAGAUGAAUCAUGGUGCUUGACUUGCUGUAGCUGUUGAAUCAACCCUUUCCAAACAUAACAUGCCCUGAUAGAUUAGAUAAGUCAUCAUGUGUUCUUGUAAGGCACAGUCAGCUUUUCCCAUUCUUUAACACAUUAAUUACAAUUACUUUAUAUCCUUUUACACCACGGAAUCAUCACACCCCUACACAUAGUGAGUAGAGCUAGCGUUGCAUCCCAAAAUGUUGUAAUGUGAUUUGUGAUAUUCAGUAGAUCUGAAUAUGUCAUGUAUAAUGUAGAGAUGCAGCACCUCCUGGACAUCAGCACAAACGCAGAGAGCCUCAAGUUCCAGAAUGUUCACCGCCGCCUCUCUCUGUCCCUGGACCACUUCUGGUGGAGGGUGGGCCAGGGCUCCCACAUCCAGCAGGCACCCCACCCCCCUGGCAAACACGUGUGGGGGGAAGCCCUCAUCCUGGACUCCCUUACACUGCAGGUAACGCAGGCGUACAACAAGGUAGGCAAUAACUAUUUAGGGUUACUCACUAACUACUACUCCCGAUGGUUUCCCCUGGGUUCCAAUGAUGUGAUGAAGAACACCAAAAUCAGGAUAGACCUAAAACCGGCAGACACUAUGCUCUCCAUGGAAUGAGUUUGACACCCCUGCUCUAAAAUACCCUACUUUUCCUGUAUUGACCUGAUGAUCACAGCCCUGAUUAGUAUUUGACCAAUACUACACCACCCAUUGUUGUUAUCUUGGCUGACUGUCUCCCCAGGGGAGGUUCAACAAGCCCCAGAGUGAGUCCAGUAGCCAUUCUGAGAGUGUGAGUGUGGAGUCCAGUCUGAAGGGCCUACAGCUGGAGGUGUCAGAGACCUGUGCCCUGUGCCUGUCCCGCCUACUGGCUCUCUGUAACCUGGACAACGGCAGGAAGCUGGAGGCCUCGAAGCAGCCAGAUGUGGUGCCUGUACCUGCCCUUGUUGAUGGGACAACCUCCCCCAAUCAGGGCGCCUUUUAUUUUAAGAUUGAGUGUAACCUGGAGGAUGUCAAUGUGUUCACACUCUCCGUUGUAGCAGGUAAGUUAAAUGGGAAGUGCUUUUUAGGCUGCGUCCCAAAUGGCACCCUAUCUCCUAUAUAGUUCACUACUUUUGACCAGAGCCCUAUGGCCCCUGAUCAAAAUUAGUGCACUAUAUAGGGCAGGGGUACUCAACUCUUACCCUACGAGGUCCGGAGCCUGCUGGUUUUCUGUUCUACCAUGAAUUGCACACACCUGGUGUCCUAGUUAUAAAUCAGUCUCUGAUUAGAGGGGAACAAUGAAAAAAUGCAGUGGCACUGGCUUCGAGGUCCAGAGCUGAGUUUCGGGGAUAUAUGAAAUAGGGUGCCAUUUUGGAUGGACCCUUUAAUAUCCAUCUCUGACUAGGCCUACAUUAUGGAUGGUAAUUGGCUCCUGUGUUGUGCUAGGAGCCAUGUCUUUGCGGGUGGACACAGUGAAGGCCCAAGGCUCGGCGGAAAGCUCCACGGUGUCUGUCCAGGGUGUGUGUCUGUCUGUGGUGAAGGCUCUCACAGAGACCAUUGAGCCCUGCUGUCCCUCAGCCCAAACCCCCAACCCUGUCCUCAGCCUCUCCAUCCUGGCCGUCUGCUACCACGUCACCACCGGGAACGUGGAGGUAGGUUACAGUUACUCAUCCUGCCGUCAGGCCUAUCAGUCCUAUUCCUUCUUCUUGAUUGACAGUGUUAUUCAGAUAAGUUCACGUGCAUUGUCCUCUUCCCUUGUGCAGGUCCAGUGUCAAGAGGAGCUGGCAGUGCAGUGGACACCAUCAGACCACAUGUUUUUGUAUCACCACGCGACAGAGAGCCAGUGUUGCUGGGAUACUCUGUGUGACUCUCUAGGCCUAACAGAGAAAAGAGAUGACGAGAGUUUAGCAGAUCCACCAGAGAGUGGAUCUACUAAGACUUCUCCAGCCCACAGCAGGGUCAAGGACCUGUCUGUGCAUGUAGAACUGGGCAGAACCCGCUUCACAGCCCAGGUGACGGAGCACAACUACCUCCUGCUGCACACAGAUGCGCUGUCCCUCUCCACACACUCCGGCUCCAUGAACGUCCACUCGCCCCACAUGUUUCUCAACUUCGACGGCAACGACAUAUUCUCCUUCAAGGGCCUGGAGGUCCAGACACACCCUGAUCAGGCCCUGGACCAACGCCACCUCUUUCCCUUCCUCUCCACCCGACACAACAGUGCCUGGGUGUUCACCUGCCUCUGCCUGGCCAUGGAGUUCCCCUACCAGUACAACUUCUCCAACACCUUUGACAAGUUCAUCAGCGUUCAGAAGUGGCUCAAGUCCCUGCACAGCAGCCCCAGCCAGACCCCAGCCCUCCAGCAUCUGCCCCCAGAUCUGGUCUUCAAGAUCAGCCAGUUCUCCUUCGUCUUCCUGGACGACGUGUUUGAGAUCAAGCUGAGGGACAACUACGAGCUGAUGAAGGACGAGAGCAAGGAGAGCUCCAAGAGGCUCCAGCUGCUGGACAAGAAGGUGGCUGACCUACGGAAGCAGCACGGAGAACUGCUGCCUGCCAGGAAGAUAGAAGAGCUGUAUACGUCUCUGGAGCGCAAACACAUAGAGAUCUACAUCCAGCGCUCCCGUCGCCUCUACUCCAACACGCCCAUGAGGAAGUCUCUGCUGACCUGGACGGUGUCUGACCUGGAGCUGCUGGCCCUGGCCGACCAGUCCCUCCACGGGCCGGAGCGCGUCCGCGAGCAGCUUAGGGACAUCGACGGAGUCAGCCCCUUCCCCAGAGACGGGCUCCCCCUGGUGGUCCAGUGGUGCCGGGUAGUCAAGUUCAACCUCACUGCCUUCCUGGGUGAGUGAUGGGAUUGCGUCCCAAAUGGCACCCUAUUGCAUUUUAUAGUGCGCUACAUUUGACCAUUGUUCCAUAACUUAAUUAUUUCUAUGAAUAUUGAUAAUAUUAUCUUUAUAUUUAUACUUCAUUAUUUCUCCCCCUGUGCCAGUGAGAAUCCGGGACUAUCCUCGUUACUUGUUUGAGAUCCGGGGCUGGGAGCUGUCAGGCCGUCUGAUCGGGACAGAGCAGGAUGGGCAGGGCCGGGCUCGCCGCAGGCAGACGGUGCCACUAGGCCAGCCAUGGGGAGAUGUAACCGUCCACAGGAACAUGCCACCACUCAAGUUUUACUGCGAUUUCAAAUGUGAGUCAAGUGUUUCAAUGAAGCACAAACCUCAGUGCGAUCCUAAUUUUUUGUGAUCAACAUUUGUAUUUAUUUUCAACAAUGUGCAAUAGACACAUACCGGUCAAUCACAUACAGUGCAUUCGGAAAGUAUUCACACCCCUUCACUUUUUCCACAUUUUGUUACGUUACAGCCUUAUUCUAAAAUGGAUUAAAUAAAACAUUUUCCUCAACAAUCUACACACAAUACCCCAUAAUGACAAAGCGAAAACAGGUUUUUAGAAAUUUUUGCAAAUGUAUUAAAAAUACUAAACUGAAAUUACCUUAUUUACAAGUAUUCAGACCCUUUGCUAUGAGACUUGAAAUUGAGCUCAGGUGCAUCCUGUUUCCAUUGAUCAUCCUUGAGAUGUUUCUACAACUUGAUUGGAGUCCACCUGUGGUCAAUUCAAUUAAUUGGACAUGAUUUGGAAAGGCACACACCUGUCUAUAUAAGGUCCCACAGUUGACAGUGCAUGUCAGAGCAAAAACCAAGCCAUGAGGUUGAACAAGAUUAAAACAAGAUUCUGGUCUGAUGAAACCAAGAUUGAACUCUUUGGCCUGAAUGUCAAGCGUCACGUCUGGAGGAAACCAGGCACCACUCAUCACCUGGCCAAUACCAUCCCUACGGUGAAGCAUGGUGUGGGGAUGUUUUUCAGUGGCAGGGACUGGGAGACUAGUCAGGAUCUAGGCAAAGAUGAACGGAGCAAAGUACAGAGAGAUCCUUGAUGAAAACCUGCUCCAGAGCACCCAGGACCUCAGACAUGGGCAACGGUUCACCUUCCAACAGGACAACGACCCUAAGCACACAGCCAAGAUAACUCAGGAGUGGAUUCGGGACAAGUCUCUGAUUGUCCUUGAGUGGCCCAGCCAGAGCCCGGACUUGAACCCGAUCUAACAUCUCUGGAGAGACCUGAAAAUAGCUGUGCAGCAACUCUCCCCAUCCAACCUGACAGAGCUUGAGAGGAUCUGCAGAGAAGAAUGAGAGAAACUCCCCAAAUACAGGUGUACCAAGCUUGUAGCGUCAUACCCAAGAAGACUCAAGGCUGUAAUCUCUGCCAAAGGUGCUUCAACAAAGUACUGAGUAAAGUUUUUUUUUUUUCUUCUAAAACCCUUUUUUUGCUUUGUCAUUAUGGGGUAUUGUGUGUAGAUUGAUGAGGGGGAGAAUUAUUAUUUUUUAAAUCCAUUUUAGAAUAAGGCUGUAACAUAACAAAAUGUGGAAAAAGUCAAGGGGUCUGAAUACUUUCUGAAUGCACUAACUUUAUAUGAAUCUUGUUAUGUUUGAUGUAGUGUCAUCUCAUCUCUAAACAUAUACUGGCAGUUGUGCUAAUUCAACUCUUAACUAUUAUUUUCCCAUCUCCUCUUCUCUCCAUGCAGCCAAUAUAUCCUUGUACACUAUAGUGUGGGGGCCUUGCUGGGACCCAGCCUGGACCCUGAUUGGCCAGGUGGUUGAUCUGCUGACCAAACCCACGGUUGACCCCUCCCCUCCUCUGGCCUGGUGGGACAAGAGUCGUCUGCUGGUACAUGGACGCUGGAUCAUGGACAUAGAACAGGCCAACCUCCAUCAGCUGGCCACAGAGGUUAACACACAGUCUGAUCAAUACUUCUUAGCCGCUUACUGACUCAGGAAAAUGUGUUGACCUGAGAAUUAGGAUUAGCAGCAAUUGUGUUUGACAUCAUUUUGCUCUUUUGUAGGACCCCUAUAACACUACAGAGAACAUGCACUGGGAAUGGAACAAAGUCAACUACGAGUGGAACCCUGGGCAGUUUGUCUUCAAAGGUGACAUGGAUGUCAACGUCAGGACAGCCUCCAAGUAGGUGGCAGACUGAAAUCUGGCUUUCAAAUAUCAGAGAGAUUCUGGAAAUAGCUUCUCCUGUGAAACAUUUAGAUUUUCAUGUUUUGGGAAAUUGUUCAGAAUUAGUGAUAUUUUUCUUUGCUUAGUUUUUUCUUUUUCUUGUUCUUCUCAGGUAUGAUGACAUCUGUUUCCUGCACCUGCCAAAUUUGUGCAUGACCCUUGACCUCCAAUGGCUUUGUCAUGGCAACCCCCAUGACCAUCACGCUGUAAUGCUCUGCUGUGCGGAGAACGUAGCUGAUGUGACCUCAGGACAACCUCACGACUCCUUCAGAGCCUUCCGCUCAGAGAACCUCAACCUCUCCAUCACCAUGGACCUCAACCAACACUGUGGCACAGGUGAGGUGAUGGUCCAGUUACCUUUUGAUAGCUGUGUGGCUUGGCAUUUUUCCAGGUUCAAUUAGGAAUUGAAUGAGGUUGUGUCCCAAAUGGCACCCUCUUCCCUAUAUAGUGCACUAAUUAUGUCAAGCACCCAUAGGUUCCCUCAGUCAGGCUCUCAGUCAAGUAAGUAAUGUAGGUAAUAGGGUGUCAUUUGGGCGGUGGUGUAAAGUACUUAAGUAAAAAUACUUGAAAGUACUACUUAAGUUGUUUUAUAGAGUGUCUGUACUUUACUUUACUAUUUAUAUUAUUGGCAACUUUUGCUUUUACUUCAAUACAUUCCUAAAGAAAAUUAUGUACUUUUUACUCCAUACAUUUUCCCUGACACCCAAAAGUACUCGUUACAUUUUAAUGCUUAGCAGGACAAGAAAAUGGUCCAAUUCACACACUUAUCAAGAGAACAUCCCUGGUCAUCCCUACUGCCUCUGAUCUGGCGGACUCACUAAACACAUGCUUCGUUUGUAAAUGAUGUCUGAGUGUUGGCGUGUGCCCCUGGCUAUCCGUAAGUUAAAAAAAUAAGACAAUUAUGCCGUCUGCUUUGCUUAAUUAUAAGGAAUUUGAAAUGAUUUAUACUUUUACUUUUACUUUUGAUACUUAAGUAUAUUUAAAACCAAGUACUUUUAUACUUUUACUCAAGUAGUAUUUUACUGGGUGACUUUCACUUUUACUUGAGUCAUUUUCUAUUAAGGUAUCUUUACUUUUACUCAAGUAUGACAAUUGGGUACUUUUUCCACCAACGCAUUUGGGACAACAUGUACACUUGUCAAAUCAAGUCUAUAUAUUUAGCUUGGAUGCAAUAGUCAAGACGAAUAAUCAAACAAUCAUUAGCUCUGAUGUUGAAUGUUUGUUUAUUGAAUGCCUAUGUUUCUGUCUCUCAGAGCCGUGCCAACCCAGAAUCCUCCUGUACAGCAGUACCCUGCGCUGGAUGCAGAACUUUUGGGCCACCUGGACCAGCAUUUCCAGACCCAUUUGCAGAGGCAAACUCUUCCACAGCCUCAGACCCAUCCGUAAGAAGCUGGGCCAGCACUACAAACAGAUGUCCUAUACAGCAGCCUUCCCUCAACUACAAGUGAGUAAAUUACCAACACUAAAGCUGUGUCCCAAAUUGAACCCUAUUUCCUUUAUAGUGCACUACUUUUUACCAGUAGUAGUGCACUAUAUAGGGAAUAGGGUGCUAUUUGGGAUGCAUACACUCACUGCUUAUGUUCAGCCUACAUCCCAAGAACAAAGCAUAAAAGUUAUAUUGUCAAUUUAGGAUCAAAUGGAAAUUUGUAAGACUUCCAUCUUUCUGCUUAUUUGAUCUCUUAUUACUGAUUCCAUGUUUUCAGAGCGCACUGUCACUUGCAUUGUCUUGUUACCUCCUAUGAGUGCUGAUAUUUGAGAUUUGGCCUUUGACCUUGUGUCUCCUCCCCAGGUGCAUUACUGGGCCUCCUUCGCUCAGCAGAGGGGCAUCCAGGUGGAGUGCAGCAAAGGCCACGUCUUCACCAGAGGGGCUCAGAGACUCAUCCCACAGGGUAAAAAGAGGGGACACAACACAGGCAUAGUAAUGCCACCUGCUAUUUAUACAUUCACACAAUGGUCUUAGGCCCAAUGUUUCAUUGGUUGCAUCUUCCAUUUACAGUAGUGCACUACUUGGGAUCUGGUCUAAAGUAGUGCACUGUAUGUGGAAUUGGGUAUAAUUUGAGACUGAGUUGUUGAGCAGCCUGCGUGUUGGUCUAACCCGACUGUGUGUGUGUUGUCUGUCUGUCUGUUCUCUCAGCGGGCACAGUGAUGAGGAGGCUGAUCUCGGAGUGGAACGUGACCCAGAUGGUGUCGGAGCUGUCCCUGAUGACGGUGCACCUCAUGGCCUCCACCUGGGACGAGACGGCCGACCACCAGAUCAACGCCCAGGUGAAGAAGACCCACCUGCUCGGCCUGUCCUCCCUCAGUUACCAGCGCCAGAGCAACCGCAUGGAGGAGGUAAGACAACAGGGAGGGGAUGGUAGACACCCCAAAGUUGAUGGCACAGGCUGCGUCUCCAUUUGCACCCUAUGUGCAAGUGGGACACACACAGUAGCUUUAAAUGAAUUAUAUUUGUUCUGGCUCUGUAUCUCAACCCUUCAUUUGUAGUUCUCCAGUCAAAAGGUGUAUCUAGAUCUCUUGUAAAAACGUGAAGCGUAUAAAUUGUAUUUCUCAUUGUGGCAGGAGGUGAACCCAAAAGAUGAGGCGAAUGCCCCCUACACCCACAAGCUGUGCCUGGUUGAUCUGCGAGCCUCCUGGACCACCACUAACAGGAACAUAGCGUUCGGUUUGUACGACGGCUACAAGAAGGCAGCCGUUCUCAAGAGGAACCUCUCCACAGAGGCUCUGAAGGGCCUGAGGAUAGACACUACACUGCAAGCUGCCAAGAAGCUCAAGCGCUCUUUGUCCAACUACUCCGGCGGCCCCAGCAUAGCCCCUUCCACCCCAACCAUGCCCAGCACCAGCCGCCCUGAGAAGAGUCAACACGAAGGUAGGAUGUUUCCCCUGGAGUAACAAAGUGCAGCCUAACUCAUUGUGAAUGAAUGAUCUUUCAUGUGAUUUUCUUUUUAAAUAUACACUACCAGUCAAAAGUUUGGGCACACCUAUUCAUUCAAGGGUAUUUCUUUAUAUUUACUAUUUUUUACAUUGUAGAAUAAUAGUGAAGACGAUGAAAUAACACAUAUGUAGAAACCAAAAAAGUGUUCAACCAAAAUAUAGUUUAUAUUUGAGAUUCUUAAAAUAGCCAUCCUUUGCCUUGAUGACAGCUUUGCACACUCUUGGCAUUCUCUCAACCAGCUUCACUGGGAAUGCUUUUCCAACAGUCUUGAAGGAGUUCCCACAUAUGCUGAGCACUUGUUGGCUGCUUUUCCUUCACUCUGCCGUUCGACUCAUCCCAAACCAUCUCAAUUGAGUUGAGGUUGGGGGAUUGUGGAGGCCAGGUCAUCUGAUGCAGCACUCCAUCACUCUCCUUCUUGGUAAAAUAGCCCUUACACAGCCUGGAGGUGUGUUGGGUCAUUGUCCUGUUGAAAAACAAAUGAUAGUCCCACUAAGCCCAAACCAGAUGGGAUGGUGUAUCGCUGCAGAAUGCUGUGGUAGCCAUGCUGGUUAAGUGUGCCUUGAAUUCUAAAUAAAUCACAGGACCGUGUCACCAGCAAAGCACCCCCACACCAUAACACCUCCUCCAUGCUUAACGGUGGGAACUACACAUGCAGAGAUCAUCCGUUCACCCACACCGCGUCUCACAAAGACACAGAGGUUGGAACCAAAAAUCUCAAAUUUGAACUCCAGACCAAAGGACACAUUUCCACCGGUCUAAUGUCCAUUGCUUGUGUUUCUUGGCCCAAGCAGGUCUCUUCUUCUUAUUGGUGUCAUUUUAGUAGUGGUUUCUUUGCAGCAAUUCUACCAUGAAGGCCUGAUUCACACAGUCCCCUCUGAACAGUUGAUGUUGAGAUGUGUCUGUUACUUGAACUCUGUGAAGCAUUUAUUUGGGCUGGUAACUCUAAUAAACUUAUCCUGGGUCUUCCAUUCUUGUGGCGGUCCUCAUGAGAGCCAGUUUCAUCAUAGCGCUUGAUGGUUUUUGCGUCUGCACUUGAAGAAACUUUCAAAGUUCUUCACAUUUUCCAUAUUGACUGACCUUCAUGUCUUAAAGUAAUGAUGGACUGUCAUUUCUCUUUGCUUAUUUGAGCUGUUCUUGCCAUAAUAUGGACUUGGUCUUUUACCAAAUAGGGCUAUCUUCUGUAUACCCCCAUACCUUGUCACAACACAACUGAUUGUCUCAAACGCAUUAAGAAGGAAUUAAAUUCCACAAAUUAACUUUUAAGAAGGCACACCUGUUAAUUGAAAUGCAUUCCAGGUGACUACCUCAUGAAGCUGGUUGAGAGAAUGCAAAGAGUGUGCAAAGAUGUCAUCAAGGCAAAGGGUGGCUAUUUGAAGAAUCUCAAAUAACAUAUAUUUUUGAUUUAACACUUUUUUGGUUACUACAUGAUUCCAUAUGUGUUAUUUCAUAGUGUUGAUGUCUUCACUAUUAUUAUACAAUGUGGAAAAUUAGUAAAAAUAAAGAAAAUCCCUGGAAUGAGUAGGUGUGUCCAAACCUUUGACUGGUACUGUAUAUCUUUAAGGGAUUUUCAGAUUUUAUUGAACAGAUAGUGAGAGAGGAUGACAAUGGGUAAAGAAAGAGAGAUGUUGUGUCAAAGGCCACUAGGCCAGUUUCGAGCGUAUGUCAACACUGUAGAUAUGUAUGCCAGAGGCUGCAGCAUUACUGCUAGACCAGCCAGGCCACAUGAAUGGUCUUUCAAUGUUAUAAUUUGCUACCUCUGUUUCUUCAACUCUUCCUUCCUCCUCUCUCUGCAGGGACGUCCAUGCUGCAGAAGCUAAUUGAAGAGACUGAUAAGUUUGUGGUGUUCUCAGAGGAGGACUCUGGUGUGAGUGAUCAGCUGUGUGGCAUUGCUGCCUGCCAGACAGACGACGUCUACAACCGCAACUGGUUCAUCGAGCUGGUCAACUGUCAGGUACAACUGACCACAAGUCUGGAAGUUUAGGUUCAUGGCAACUCAGAUUAAGAUUGUAAAGAGCAGUGGGCCAAUCACACUUUUAAUGCCCCAGAAGGUAACACUUAUGUUUGCUAAUAGGACCUUAUUGGACAAAGACAAAUAUGGAAACAAUGUUCUGCGUCUCAAUCAUUUCGGAUCCUUAGCUAUACUGAAAACAGAACCUGUUCUAUUUUUAGCAACAUUCUAAUUUAAAAUGUUCUGCCAGUCUAGCAUUUUAUUUAGCAUGUGACACUCCAGUCUCCAGGGUUAUAAUCCUGCCCUGCUGUCUGUCUGUAGAUGAUGCUGCGUGGCACAGAGACGGCUGGCUGCGUGCUGGUGUCUGCUGCCAAGGCCCAGCUGCUGCAGUGUGAGCACCACCCGGCCUGGUACAGCGACACCCUCAAGCAGAAGACCACCUGGACCUGUCUGCUGGACGGCAUGCAGUACUUUGCCACCAUGGAGCCCAACCCCUCAGAGCAGGAGGACUGGCAGCUGUGGCUUGAGGUGGGCCAGUGAAACCAUUAUUAACAGGCUCUUAAAGAUGCACUAUGCAGAAAUCGCUCUGCCAUUUCCUGGUUGCAAAAUGUCUAAUAGUUUGCCUAAUUUCAGUUUGUGACAAAGCAAGCAUGCAAGUAUAGUGUAGAGAAUCAUUGUACCAUCUGAACCACUGUGAAAUAUAUUUUCCAUAACCAAAAAUAUUGUAUUUUCAGCUGUAAAAUAAAACGAAAGUAAGACGCAAAAACGAAACUUAAAGGGGAAGCAUAGGAAUAGUGCAUAUAGAACAUGUCUAACGCUUCUUAAACUUGCUUUCAAUGAGAGUGACAGAUCUAUAACUCUCACAAGUUACAUAUUGCAGCUUUAACAGGAACUACCAUAAAUUAUCUUCUGUAGCAUUAAAUGGUGAUGUGUUGCAUAUGGCUCAUGAUGGCUUACAUUCAGGCUCAAGUCCAAGUUGCAUGACAGAGUAUUUCUGUAGUAGGUGCGUAACAGAGAGCGUUUUUGUGCAGUUAAUCUUUCAGAUUCAGGUUGCUGUCACAGCUUUGACAGGGUGUCUUUUCUUUGGUUGUGCAUGGUGCGUCUGCAGGUGAAAAACAUUGAGGAGCGCAGGCAGCGUCACCUGGACUCAGUGCUGGAGCUGAUGGAGAGUGGCCAGGCUGUUGGAGGCAUGGUCAGCACUACCACAGGUACUGCUGCUCCUCACACAUACUUCUACUUCAUAGAAUGCACUGUAUUUAAACCCUGGCCCUACAAAGCUGAAAAUCUCAACUUGAUCUGAAUCUUUCCUUAAAGGGGAAUUCCUCAUAUUCAUUAUCUCCAGCACCAUACCAGUGUCUACAUAAACGUCCCUUUUUCAGGACCCUGUCUUUCAAAGAUAAUUUGUAAAAAUCCAAAUAACUUCACAGAUCUUCAUUGUAAAGGGUUUAAACACUGUUUCCCAUGCUUGUUCAAUGAACCAUAAACAAUUAAUGAACAUGCACCUGUGGAACGGUCGUUAAGACACUAACAGCUUACAGAUGGUAGGCAAUUAAGGUCACAGUUAUGAAAACUUAGGACACUAAAAAGGCCUUUCUACUGACUCUGAAAAACACCAAAAGAAAGAUGCCCAGGGUCCCUGCUCAUCUGUGUGAAUGUGCCAUAGGCAUGCUGCAAGGAGGCAUGAGGACUGCAGAUGUGGCCAGGGCAAUAAAUUGCAAUGUCCGUACUGUGAGACGCCUAAGACAGCGCUACUGGGAGACAGGACGGACAGCUGAUCGUCCUCGCAGUGGCAGACCACGUGUAACAACACCUGCACAGGAUCGGUACAUCCGAACAUAACACCUACGGGACAGGUACAGGAUGGCAACAACUGCCAGAGUUACACCAGGAAAGCACAAUCCCUCCAUCAGUGCUCAGACUGUCCGCAAUAGGCUGAGAGAGGCUGGACUGAGGGCUUGUAGGCCUGUUGUAUGGCAGGUCCUCACCAGACAUCACCGACACAAACCCACCGUCGCUGGACCAGACAGGACUGGCAAAAAGUGCUCUUCACUGAUGAGUCGCGGUUUUGUCUCACCAGGGGUGAUGGUCGGAUUUGCGUUUAUCGUCGAAGGAAUGAGCGUUACACUGAGGCCUGUACUCUGUAGCGGGAUCGAUUUGGAGGUGGAGGGUCUGUCAUGGUCUGGGGCGGUGUGUCACAGCAUCAUCGGACUGAGCUUGUUGUCAUUGCAGGCAAUCUCAACGCUGUGCGUUACAGGGAAGACAUCCUCCUCCCUCAUGUGGUACCCUUCCUGCAGGCUCAUCCUGACAUGACCCCACCAGCAUGACAAUGCCACCAGCCAUACUGCUCGUUCUGUGGGUGAUUUCCUGCAAGACCGGAAUGUCAGUGUUCUGCCAUGGCCAGCGAAGAGCCCGGAUCUCAAUCCCAUUGAGCACGUCUGGGACCUGUUGGAUCGGAGGGUGAGGGCUAGGGCCAUUCCCCCCCCCAGACAUGUCUGGGAACUUGCAGGUGCCUUGGUGGGAGAGUGGGGUAACAUCUCACAGCAAGAACUGGCAAAUCUGGUGCAGUCCAUGAGGAGGAGAUGCACUGCAGUACUUAAUGCAGCUGGUGGCCACACCAGAUACUGAAUGCUACUUUUGAUUUUGACCCCCCCUUUGUUCAGGGACACAUUAUUCCAUUUAUGUUAGUCACAUGUCUGUGGAACUUGUUCAGUUUAUGUCUCAGUUGUUGAAUCUUGUUAUGUUCGUACAAAUAUUUACACAUGUUAAGUUUGCUGAAAUUAAACGCAGUUGACAGUGAGAGGACGUUUCUUUUUUUGCUGAGUUAUGUGUAAACUCCACAUUUCUAUGUUCUGUAGUUAAAAAGGUCCUAAGAAAGUGCCACGUGAUGAUGAUGAUGAUGAUUUUAUGAUUAUGAUCAUACAAAUUAUGUGUCAAAGUAAAUGUAACACUUCCUCUUUGUUCUGUGUAUCCAGACUGGAACCAGCCGGCCCAGGUGAAUGACACCCAGCAGGUCCAGCGUAUCAUCUCUCGUUGCAGCUGUCGCAUGUACUAUAUCGGCUACAGCCACGACAUCGACCCUGAGCUGGCCACGCAGAUCAAACCCCCAGAGGUACGGCGCAACGAGAAGGAAGACCUGCUGAAAAAACAAGCUGGUAAGGCAACCCAUAGAGCUCAUAUAAUGCACUGUUUUAUACAAUAAUUUUUUUGUAUCAGUAUCUAUAAUUAACGUUUUCCUGAAUUGUUUUGUCCUGUUGUUUGGAUGCCAAAGUCCAUUCUAGUGUUCUAUUUUAUUCUGCGAGGCAACCGACAUCCUCAAAUACAGUGUCAGAACAUGCUGACAAUCUUGCUGUGUUGUUAUUGAGUGUAAAGGCUUGAGCCCUUCAACUUUGUCUUCCCCCCCCACUGCACUAUCAGGGGCUGUGGACACCUUCACCCUCAUUCACCAUGACCUGGAGAUCUCCACCAACCCUGUGCAGUAUGCUAUGAUCCUGGACAUCGUCAACAACCUACUGCUGCACGUUGAGCCCAAACGCAAGGUAACGAGAUGCCUCAAUAUCUGACUAGGCAGUGUUUUGUCCUAUAGCAUUUGCAACUGUAUACGGGGCAAAUCCUAACUUCCACUUAAGUCGAAUUUUCACUUAGUCAUGCAUUGAGGUCAGUGAAAAUGUUACUUGAGUGAAAGUUUGGAUUCACCCUUUACUGUAUGACAGCUGAAGUCUCUGCACUGUACAAGUCCCUUAUGCGUCCCAAAUGGCAUGAUAUUCUCUAUGUAGUGCAUUACUUUUGACCAGGGCUCUAAAUAGGAAAAAUAGGGAAUAGGGUGCCAUUUGGGAUGCAUCCCGUCCUACCCUCUGACCAUGUUGUGUGGGGGGUCUGUCCCCAGGAACACAGUGAGAAGAAGCAGCGAGUGCGUUUCCAGCUGGAGAUCUCCAGUAACCCAGAGGAGCAGCGCAGCAGCAUUCUACACCUGCAGGAGGCCGUCAGGCAGCAUGUGGCCCAGAUCAGACGCCUGGAGAAACAGAUCUACUCCAAUAUCAGGGUGAGCCAUUGGACAGACUGACACUGAUUUCAGCACUGUUACUUGUGAGGUGAAAACCAAAGGUGAAGGUAAUUCCUCUGGGAGGGACGAUACAGUUGUAUUCGAUCUAGUUUUACUUUAUUCAAUUAUAAUCUAGAGAGGGAAUAAAACACAUCCCUGUGUUAUGAACCCCACUAAGUGUGUAUUUGACCUGUGUGGUGUGUGACCUCCCCCAGGCCCAGCCUGAGGAGCUGAGAGGAGAUGAGCUGUCAGAGAUCAACGUGAGGCUGCAGAACCAGCUCAACCAGGAGAAGACUGACAUGCAGAUGAAGAGUGAGGAGCUCAACAUCCUCAUCAGGUCAGCCCAACACCGCCACACACACACCAUAAUUUCAAUGACUAGGAAAACUACUCGGCCAACCAUGGGAAGUUCUGAGAUACUUCCUAAGAAUACUGACUAGUUUUUCCCUGUAUGUCUCUCUCUGCUCCCAGAUGUUUUAAAGACUUCCAGCUGCAGAGGGCCAAUAAACUGGAGCUGCGUAAGCCCCCGGAGGACGUGAGUGUGGUUCGCAGGACAGAGAUCUGCUUUGCCCAGGCCCGCUGGUGUCUCACUGAGGAGGAUGGACAGCUGGGCAUCGCUGAACUGGAGCUGCAGAGGUUCAUGUACAGCAAGGUGGGUGGGCACAGGACAGGGAGGACACUGCUGCUCUGUCCUAACAAGGAGAUUACCCUAACUCUUUUGAUACUGUGCUUCGGCUAGAGAGCUGGGCCCAUAUUCACAAAAAGUAUCAGAUUAGGAGUGCUGAAAUAGGAUCCGUUUUGCCUUUUAGAUAGUAAUGAAUAAGAUUUUAUAGACUGGGUACCUGAUCCUAGAUUAGUACUCCUACUCUGAGACGCUUUAUGAAUGCGGGCCCUGAUGUUGACGCUAAACAUCUGUUAAACUGUCUCCCACAGCUGAACAAGUCAGACGACACAGCAGAGCAUCUCCUGGAACUGGGCUGGUUCACCAUGAACAACCUGCUCCCCAACGCUGCAUACAAGGUCAGGAAAUAGUGCUCAUCUCUGACUUUUUCUUUGGUAAGGGCAGUCUGCAGCUCAAUCCGUGUAUCCUUUGGAUACAUUUUUACAACAGGUGGAGCUAUGAACCUGUGAAGCUUACAGAUAUUGCCUCUAAAAGGGAUCUCUGAUAGGGCAAGCCUUUUUGUUUAGUUUCUUCAAUAUUUUGUCAGAAACAAGAAGUUUCCAUCUUCUGCUGUUACUGAUCCAAUGGUUCCAGGCCAUGUUGCACCAAACAUGUUGUGCUCACAAAGACCUCUAAAGCAGUGUUUGCUUGUGUUGAUAACGCUACUUGGUUUCCCCUGUGCAGCAUGUGAGGGUAUGUAUGGUGCUGGUACAGUAACUGGGAGUUCAUGUCACUGUUGACACCAUACUGUUCAUCAUCCAGUCAGCAUCACGGAAAUCUCACUCAGAAUAUUAUGGGUGUGUCCCAAAUGGCACCCUAUUCCCUAUAUAGUGCACUACUUUUGACCAGAGUCCCAUGGGCCCUGGUUAAUAGUAGUGCAUUAUUAACAGAAUACGGUGCCAUUUGGGACUGAGCCUUUGUUAUUCAGCAUUGCAUGUCCACCAUGGGACUGGGUCACUCCAAUGCCCACCUACACAGUCCUUCCUCUUUUUGCGUGCUCCUCAUUGCAUUUGCACCGUCAUCUGAAUGCUGUACGGUACCAUGCCUUACAUCGCUGUCUGAGUCAUGUUUGUUUUCCCGUUCAUAUGGGAUAUUUAGGAGGAAAAAUCCAUGUAGCUGUGAAUUGAUUCAUGUAUCCUCCUGCACACCAUUCAUGCUGUAUGGACACAUUUCAGAUGAAUUGUAUUGUCUUUACAGAAUAUACUGUAUUCUGAAUUAAAUUGGUUUCCUACAUUACAUGAAACAUCUUUUUGGGUUGCGUCAUGAGUCAGCGGUUAGGAGCAUGGCAUUAUUCCAGUGAUUAUUUUGUCUGCAUCCCGAAUGACACCAUAUUCCCUAUAUAGUGCACUACUUUUGGUGCCAUUUGGGAUGCAGCCUCUGUGUUGUGACUUAGCUUCAUGAAAGCUGUCUCCUAGGUGGUGUUGCGUCCUCAGAGCCCGUGUCAGUCCGGCCGGCAGUUUGGCCUGCGCAUCUUCAGUAAGGUCCGGCCCCCAGUGGGAGGAAUCUCAGUCAAGGAGCACUUUGAGGUGAGGAGGAAGCAUGUGAUCAUAACAUUGAAGAUGUAUUAACAUGUGAUCAUAACAUUUAAUUAUGAAAGCAUUGGGAGCAUGCAGUUAGACGUGUUUCUCUGUUGUAAUGUGUUUGUGUCACCAGGUGAACGUGGUUCCUCUCACCAUCCAGCUCAUGUACCAGUUCUUCAAAAGGAUGAUGGGAUUCUUCUUCCCAGGAAGGAAUGUGGAGGAGGAGGAAGUUGCUGAUGAGGAGGACAAGUCCCGAAUGGUCACCACUGGUAUGUAUUGGGACUACCUACUAGCAUCCUGUCCAGGCGGUGUACUUGUACAGUGAGGGAAAAAAGUAUUUGAUCCCCUGCUGAUUUUGUAAGUUUGCCCACUGACAAAGACAUGAUCAGUCUAUAAUUUUAAUGGUAGGUUUAUUUGAAGAGUGAGAGACAGAAUAACAACAAAAAAAUACAGAAAAACGCAUGUCAAAAAUGUUAUAAAUUGAUUUGCAUUUUAAUGAGGGAAAUAAGUAUUUGACCCCUCUGCAAAACAUGACUUAGUACUUGGUGGCAAAACCCUUGUUGGCAAUCACAGAGGUCAGGCAUUUCUUGUAGUUGGCCACCAGGUUUGCACACAUCUCAGGAGGGAUUUUGUCCCACUCCUCUUUGCAGAUCUUCUCCAAGUCAUUAAGGUUUCGAGGCUGACGUUUGGCAACUCGAACCUUCAGCUCCCUCCACAUAUUUUCUAUGGGAUUAAGGUCUGGAGACUGGCUAGGCCACUCCAGGACCUUAAUGUGCUUCUUCUUGAGCCACUCCUUUGUUGCCUUGGCUGUGUGUUUUGGGUCAUUGUCAUGCUGGAAUACCCAUUUUCAAUGCCCUGGCUGAGGGAAGGAGGUUCUCACCCAAGAUUUGACGGUACAUGGCCCCGUCCAUCGUCCCUUUUAUGCGGUGAAGUUGUCCUGUCCCCUUAGCAGAAAAACACCCCCAAAGCAUAAUGUUUCCACCUCCAUGUUUGACGGUGGGGAUGGUGUUCUUGGGGUCAUAGGCAGCAUUCCUCCUCUUCCAAACACGGCAAGUUGAGUUGAUGCCAAAUAGCUCGAUUUUGGUCUCAUCUGACCACAACACUUUCACCCAGUUCUCCUCUGAAUCAUUCAGAUGUUCACUGGCAAACUUCAGACGGGCCUGUAUAUGUGCUUUCUUGAGCAGGGGGACCUUGCGGGCGCUGCAGGAUUUCAGUCCUUCACUGCGUAGUGUGUUACCAAUUGUUUUCUUGGUGACUAUGGUCCCAGCUGCCUUGAGACCAUUGACAAGAUCCUCCCGUGUAGUUCUGGGCUGAUUCCUCACCGUUCUCAUGAUCAUUGCAACUCCACGAGGUGAGAUCUUGCAUGGAGCCCCAGGCCGAGGGAGAUUGACAGUUCUUUUGUGUUUCUUCCAUUUGCGAAUAUUCGCAUCACCUUCUCACCGAGCUGCUUGGCGAUGGUCUUGUAGCCCAUUCCAGCCUUGUGUAGGUCUACAAUCUUGUCCCUGACAUCCUUGGAGAGCUCUUUGGUCUUGGCCAUGGUGGAGAGUUUGGAAUCUGAUUGAUUGAUUGCUUCAGGUGUCUUUUAUACAGGUAACAAGCUGAGAUUAGGAGCACUCCCUUUAAGAGUGUGCUCCUAAUCUCAGCUCGUUACCUGUAUAAAAGACACCUGGGAGCCAGAAAUCUUUCUGAUUGAGAGGGGGUCAAAUACUUAUUUCCCUCAUUAAAAUGCAAAUCAAUUUAUAACAUUGUUGACAUGUUUUUCUGGAUUUUUUUGUUGUUAUUCUGUCUCUCACUGUUCAAAUAAACCUACCAUUAAAAUUAUAGACUGAUCAUUUAUUUGUCAGUGGGCAAACGUACAAAAUCAACAGGGGAUCAAAUACCUUUUUCCCUCACUGUACAUCAAGCUACAGAAACAGAAGCUGGGUGCCUGCCCUAUGGGCCAUUCUGACUCGGACAAGGCUUACUUACUUACCAGUUAUUGAUGUGCAACAGUUAUGCUUUACUAAAUACUUUCACUUGCCCUCAAGUCUCCAUCCAUCAUAUACAUGUUGACCAGCCUGAAAUCCACACUUCGCUCCACCCAACCAAUCAAUAUUAGUUUCCAUUGUCUGCCAACUCUUGUGUAGUAUUGGAUUGCUAGUUGCUGUGUCACCCCUGGUGUCUAUUAAAAGCCUGGGUCUAGUGUGACCUUGAGGGCUGUGUGAGAGGGUGUGUCCCACAUGACACCCUAUUCCCUACAUAGUGCACUAUGGGCCCUGGUCAAAAGUAGUGCACUAUAAAGGGGAUAGGGUGCCAUUUUGGAGAGUUAGAGGAGUAUAGGGUGUGGACUCUGUAGAGUCAUUCAGAGGCCAUGCUGCUGAUGCUGCUGCUGUCUUUCUUGCACUCACAUCCACACUUGUUUUUCUUCCUGGCACUGGUUCUGCUGAUUGCGGCUAUUUCAAUGGGUGUAAUAACUUGCAAUUACUGUGAUAUGUGGUUGUUUUUCCUACUAAACUUAGUUGAGUGCACUGACUGUAAGUCAAUCUUGAUAAAAGCAUAUUCUAAAUCAGGGGUGUCAAACUCAAUCAGGGCCAUAUUGAAAAAACAACUAAUUCACAGGCCAGACAUUGCCUAUUAUGUUUGUUUUUAUACAAGUGCGACCCAAACUGGCAAUUGUUUUAUUUGAAUAAAUAUGGCCCUGAUGGCCCUUUUUAUAAUGUCCACUUAUGUAUACAUAGGAUGCCAUAUGUGCCUAUCGUCAACCAAUCUUUCUCAAAUCCUUUCGGGCUAAAUUCCAGCUAAACUUGGAGAGGACAGUUAGGCCUCCUAAGUACUUACAGAAAGCAUGCUUCUAAUGAAUAGUUACAAAUAGCCAUAUUAGACUGAAAGAUAUAUGGUAAUAUCACCAAAUUUGUGAGGCUCCAUGCUCAUUAGUUGCUCAUUCAACAUAUUUGCUGCUACUUCACUCAACCCCAUUUUAAAAGUCUCCCAUGCUAAGUGUUUUACAUUUCCUGAGACCAACCAGAAAUGUUUCCUUGGCCAAAUAUUCCCAGAUAUUCACCAAAUGUUACGCAAGGCAAAAGAGUUGGCUACUCUUCAAUUGCUCGUUCGGUGCAGCAGACUGCAAGGCUGUAGUGCUGCCAGAGCACACCGGUGUGUCGCUCUGCCACUCCUCUCACAUUGGUGCUCGUUUAGUAAAGUUAGAUCAAAGUUGAAUCAAUGUCUUGGAAGAUCACAUAAUGAUUCAUUAGUAUUCUACAUAACAGAAUCAAAUAUAGUAGCAUAGUAUGUUACUAUUACACCAAAAACACCACCUAAUUGACAUUUUAGGAUGGUUAGCUGAAUGGUACAAAGAAAAUAUGUGGCCAAAACUCAACAGCACGCCAAUAGGCAGAUCUAAAUGCUUAUGCAAAUGCUGCCACAUGUUUUUAUUCAUGUAGGCUACACUGUCCCGCAAAAUCAUCCUGUUGUCUCGCAUUUGGGUAUUUUAAAUGUGGUCACCCUAGUCAUGUGUCCGUACACUUUCCCUCCGCUGUAAACGGGACACACGAAAGCAGCGCAAUUGACAUUGAAUUCACCUUUGAAUUCACGGUUGCAAGCGCAUCAGGCUGUAAUUUCAUAAAGUAGAUCACUCAACCGUUGAGUCAUUUUAUACUCGCUUGUGUGUCCUAUUGUCUAUUUUAAUAGUAAUUUAUACCCGCUUGUGAAUCCUUUAUCUUGUAACUUUUUGACAACCAAGAUGACAGUUUCUUGGCAUGGACAUUUAGCCUACAACACAUUUAAACAUUAGGUCUGGUAGAAGAUUCAGUCAGUACCAUUAGUGCCGAUAUGAUACAGUGCAUUGGCUGGUUCGUGCCUCGUGAGUGGGUCUGGGAAGAGGGGUGUUUGUGUGGCAAUGCACUGCAGUUGGACGUGUAGCACGUUGGCAGUGCUUGCUGUGACGUGUAGUACAGCGCAUUGCGGGCUGUAUGGAAGCGGGCCAAAAUGAUUUGACAACCCAAAUCAUUGCGUGGGCUGGAUAGAAAUGUGUCAUGGGCCGGAUUCGGCCCGCGGGCCUUGUUUGACACGUGUGUUCUAAAUGAUUUUAUUGUAAUUUGUAUCUCAGGCAUGCCUGUCACCAAGCCUAGGCAGCUCUCAGAGGACACCAUGGGGGUCAUGGGCCCCAGCAAAGGGGUCACCCAGGGCUUGAACCGCACCUCUGGGGUCAGGAGGUCCUUCCGAAAGGCUGUUGAGGUAUUUGUUGUGUUUUUUUAAUGAGAAAUGGGAAAAGAUUCAUCUUUAUGUGUUGAUGUAUCCCCAAAUGUUCAUACUGCCAUACUACUUUGCCACCCAGCUACAUCUGCUGGUGGAAUUGGCUCGUUGUUUUCACAAGCACUUCCCAACUUUCUCGUUAAAGUUAGGCUGCUUCAGAUAUGGCAUCCUGUACCCUAUAUAGUGCACUACUUUUGAGCAGAGCUCUAUGGGCCCUGGUCAAAAGUAUUGCACUAUGAUGAGGAUUAGGGUGCCAUUACAGACGCAGCCUUAGAUCUUUCAUACCGUAUUGAAACUGAAGUAUGUCUUAUUUCUCUAUCUAGCAUCCUGUAGAUGACAUUGACAAGAUGAAGGAGAGAGCAGCCAUGAAUAACUCGUUCAUCUACAUCAAGAUCCCCCAGGUUCCCCUCUGUGUCAGCUACAAGGCAGGUAUCACCAUGUGUUAAGGGUAGCAAAAUUCUGGUAAUUUUCCAGAAAUGCCAGUUGGAUGAUUCCCGUAUUUCCUGCACAUUCCCUCCUGAUUCCAGGAAUCGUCCAACCAGGAUUUCUGGAAAAUCUGGGAAUUUGCCAGGAUUUUGGAACUAGCUAAAGUACAACGGUACUCAAUGCUUGGAUUCAAGCCAGUUGUUGAUUCUAUAUACAUGUCGUUGUGUCAGUGAGUUCAUAAAUAAACAUUCCCCCGAAGGGAGAUGUUUAAUCUCACUCAGCCAUUAUUAGAUACAGAGAGAUGUCAUCAGGUCACACAUGUUUUGUUCUCAGACUGAAAAAAUACCUCAACAUCUGGUGUGUUGUCAUGUGUUUUAGCUGUUUGUAUAUGUAAACCAUCUCACACUGUUGGCUUGUUUGUGACAUGGAUGCCAUUUUUAAUCCCUCUCAGAUUUUCAAUUGCAUGUCUUCAGGGAUUUGCAAAAUAAUCGUUAUUUUCCAAUGACGGCAUUAUCUUGACUUCCAGAUUACAUAAUGCUUGGUAUUAUCAACCAUGGGGUUUCAAUCCUUUUUCAUAGCUGAUUUAAGUAAAUGUUUAAUAAAUGUACAUUUUUAAUAUUGAAAAUGUAAUAUUCGUAUAUAAAUAUGUAAUAUCAUUAAACAGGAGAUCAAUGAACACACACACAGACAUGUCAUGAAGGCAUGAUUAUUGAAUCCUAUUUUCUCAUCAGGAUUGUAACAGAAUCAAAAACAGGAUUGUAUGAACAACUGUUGUACUUUUUAACUCCCAGACAAUGUAGUUUCAUUAUGUAUUGUGUGCUUGUGUGUCCACAUAGGGAGAGAAAAACAGUGUUGACUGGAAGGAUCUGAACCUGGUUCUGCCUUGUCUGGAGUACCACAACAACACGUGGACCUGGCUGGACUUUGCCAUGGCUGUGAAGAGGGACAGCAGGAAAGCCCUGGUAGCACAGGUACUGCACUGCACCCUGUCCCGCUUAUUACUAACCCAACCACUGCGUGGUAAAGUUCCCCCUAGAUACAGAUCUAGGAUCAGCCUCCCCUCCCCCUUGACCAUUAGUGGGGAAAAUGCAAAACCCAGGGUCAGCAUGUAGGGGCAACUUCAUCCUGUUCCGUACUGCACAGAACCCUGGCCCCUUCCAUUACCAACACAUCCAUGUCCUACAGUAGCAGUUAGAUGGCAAAAAAAAAUGAAUGUAAAAAUGGUGAUGGUCCAAGCUGCCAAAAUGCCAAUCCCUGCCUAAAGCUAUUUUUAUAUGUCACAAUAUAGAACUAUUUAUAGUUGACUUCAGUCAUAUGUCCUAUAUAUUUCUCAUGUUUUCCUUUUCCCAUCCAUAGACGAUAAAGGUCUCCCGGGUGGCGCAGUGGUCUAAGGCACUGCAUCUCAGUGCUAGCUGUGCCACUAGAGAUCCUGGUUCGAAUCCAGACUCUGUCGUAGCCGGCCGCGACCGGGAGACCCAUGGGGCGGCGCACAAUUAGCCAGCGUCGUACAGGGUAGGGGAGGGAAUGGCCGGCAGGGAUGUAGCUCAGUUGGUAGAGCAUGGCGUUUGCAACGCCAGGGUUGUGGGUUCGAUUCCCACGGGGGGCCAGUAUGAAAAUGUAUGCACUCACUUAACUGUAAGUCGCUCUGGAUAAGAGCGUCUGCUAAAUGACUUAAAUGUAAAGGAGUUCUUGAACCACAUGUUAUUUUAUAUGUGGUUGACAUGUGUUUCCUCCCCCUCCCUCUCUGUGUAGAUGAUAAAGGAGAAGCUGCGUCUGAAGCCGGCGUCGGGCUCUGACUCUCGGGGCAAGGCGUUUGAGGGGAAGUCCGACACGAGCAUGCAGCAGCAGGAGGGGGAUGAGAAGGCCCGACUCCUCAUCGGUCUCAGCAGCUCAGACAAGAGCUCCAGCAAGAAGGGCAUCUUCAGCCGACGCAAGUGACCGACAGGCCUACAUUCACUUCCACUGAACCAGUACUGUACUGGACCACUGCGCUCUAGUCUAUGGCAGUGUCUGAAAUGGCACCC
Molecule: messenger RNA, 32920 nt
Organism: Coregonus sp. 'balchen'
Lineage: Eukaryota; Metazoa; Chordata; Actinopteri; Salmoniformes; Salmonidae
Source: the annotation of a GenBank genome assembly